Messenger RNA from Drosophila willistoni, 813 nucleotides. RefSeq names its product zinc finger protein 706. NCBI's taxonomy places the organism in Eukaryota, Metazoa, Arthropoda, Insecta, Diptera, Drosophilidae. Bases 210 to 443 code for a protein of 77 amino acids. The transcript has 3 exons. The record is from RefSeq and is a predicted model, not a curated record.
AUCUCUAGGACGUAUUUCACAUCAAGUAGGCUGAACAGAAACAGGGGAAGGAAAAGUCGAAAGUUUUUUUUUAACUUAAACAAUUUCGGGUAUAUUAAACAAAACAGACAUACGUAUACAUUUCGUCUAAUAGUACAACAAUAAUAAAACUUGCAUUUGCAAUUCCAAACCGUAACCAGAAAGGAAAAUUUAAAAUUAGUGUUUAAACCAUGGCACGCGGUCACCAAAAAAUACAAUCCCAGGCAAAGGCUGCCGAGAAGCAGGCAAAAAUGAAGAAGCAACAGGGUCACAGUGCCAACGACCAAAAGAAGGCUGCCCAAAAAGCUUUAGUUCAUGUCUGCGCUGUCUGCAAGUCACAAAUGCCUGAUCCCAAGACUUAUAAGCAACAUUUCGAAAAUAAGCAUCCUAAAAAUGAUAUGCCGGAGGAACUGAAAGAUGUCUGAAAUAUACAUUUUUGCAACCAGCUAUAUAUAGUAUACUCUUUCUGACUCUCUCUCUCUGUCUAUCUCUCUCUAAAUAUAAACUAUAAGGACGAGUUGCCGCCUAACAUCUAGAGGAAAAGGAAGAAACAGAAUUAAGCAACAAGAAAACAAAAAAAAAAAAAACAAAGAAAACGGAAACAAAAAAAAAGAAAAAACACAAUCAGUUUAAGUGAAAUUUGGUCUUAAUUUAUCUAUUCUAUAUAUCCUUGCGCUUUACAUAUUUACACACACACACACAUAUAAAUAUAUACAUAAUUUUCUCCUUUUUUCGAGACAUCUUUCCAAAUUUUCUGAUUAUGAUAAUAAUACCAACAGCAAUCAUUUAAUCCAA